AUUGUACUAAUCUAUAACCUUAUAUAAUUACUGAGAUUCAUUUCUAGGAUUUGUUAAGUAGUGAAAUGAAGAAGCUAUGCAAGUGAAUUUAAUUUCACAACUCGAGAACAAAAAAAAGGGUUUGCCAAAAAUAUAAACGCAAUUAGUAAUUCUUGAAGUUGCAGAAAUACAGAAAUGGGUUGGACUUGGAUGGUGUGUUCCCGUCUGCCGCUUCUUUUCACCGCCGCAAAACCCCAAUUCCACACUCCCCUCUCCGCCGCUAAAUUGCUCUGCUUGCCAGAUGCUGCCCUCGUCAGAUUUCUUGGCCUUUAUCAUCCCAUGUUUCAAGUUUCUCGCUCAUACGCCCGUGAUAGGCGCCCGAGUUAUGAUCUUUUCGGAGGCAAAGUUCCGAAAGCUGCCGAGUUCAGGAAGGAGUGGGCCAAGAAAAUGGAGGAUGAUGAGGAUCAUCUCUGGACAGGUAGCGAAGACGAGAGCGAUAACGAAAGGGACGAUCAUAUCCAGCUAAAGAAAGAGAUAAAAAAGGCGAAGCAGCGGGCAAAGGAGCGGUCUGAUCGCAUUGAUGCUGAUGACAGUGAUGAACUCCGCAGUAUUUGGUCAGAUAGUGAUGAGGAGGAGAAAAGCCUUUGGACUGGUGAUGAAGGAGAUGAUGAAGAUGAUGUGCCUACGGAGCCCUUCCCCAAUGAGAGAAGUGAUCAAUACAUUGAUCAUUUGUUUGAGUUUGAUGAGAAACCCAAGUAUCGAACACUUUCCCAGGCGUUGAAAGAGGAGGAGGAGGAGUUGCCCCCUGGUAAGCUAGCUAGAAAGCAAGCUGUGCAGAAUGCUCUCAAGAAGCUUAAGAAAGGUCCCGAUGGGCGAUAUACCAAUGUGUGGGAGGUCAUGAGUGAUUUGGACAUUCUCGUUGGAGCGUUUCAGAACAUCAUCUCAGGACCAGAAUAUGAAGAGCUUAGGCAAGGUGGGCCUAAGAAGUUAAACAUGGAAUUUUUCAAGGACAUCCAAGCUAAAAUGCGGGAUCCAAACUACAAGUUCUCGCCCGAGCUGAAGUUGAAGCCGAAGAGCAGGCUAGUAUCAAGGAAGAAAUGGAUGAAAACAGAAUCGAGGCGCAGGAGGGCAAGAAGGCGAUAGGACAGAAAAGAUAUUGCUGUUAAGCUAAAAGGACUGCUAACUUACCGGUCGUUAGAUAGAUACACCUUUGAUAUCAAAUUGAAAAACAGAAAAUGGAGUAGCUUUUUGAUGGAGCUAGAAAAGGAUUCUUAUCGUCAUAACUUCUUCCUAAAUAUCUUUGAAUGCCUCUGCCUACCUUUAUAUUUUA
Salvia splendens (bonfire salvia) is the source of this 1309-nucleotide messenger RNA. RefSeq names its product nucleolin. Lineage: Eukaryota; Viridiplantae; Streptophyta; Magnoliopsida; Lamiales; Lamiaceae. Bases 175 to 1122 code for a protein of 315 amino acids. The transcript is spliced from 2 exons. The record is from RefSeq and is a predicted model, not a curated record.